GCUUUGCCGGCGCGUGGGGAAGGUGGCUGGGUGACGUGUCUGAGGAAGCCGGAAGUGGCGGCGCAGGAGGCGCUCUUCGUCCGCUGAGAGGCCAGGGCGCUCGCUUCGGCUCCCGUCCUUCCCGGUCCCGCCAGUCCUUCCCUUCGCCAUGGGUCUCGCGCAGCUCCUGCUCGCCGUCGCGCUUCUGGCGGCCGCUCUGCCCUCCGCCCGGAGCUUCUACCUCCCGGGACUGGCGCCCGUCAACUUCUGUGAGGAGGAGCCGGCGAAGUAUGACUGCAAGUCUGCAAUAGAACUGUUUGUAAAUAGACUCGACUCAGUAGAAUCCGUCCUUCCAUAUGAAUAUACUGCGUUUGAUUUUUGCCAAGCGCCUGGUGAGAAACGUCCAUCUGAAAAUCUUGGUCAGGUGUUGUUUGGAGAGAGGAUUGAGCCAUCACCAUACAAGUUUGUGUUUAAGAAAAAAGAGGUAUGCAAGAGUGUCUGUAAAAAAGUAUAUAAUCUAAAGAAUUCAGGAGACGUACAAAAACUAGAUUUUCUGAAAAAGAGUAUGCUACUGAACUAUCAGCAUCACUGGAUUGUGGAUAAUAUGCCUGUAACAUGGUGCUACGAGGUAGAAGAUAACCAAAGAUUCUGCAAUCCUGGAUUUCCUAUUGGUUGUUAUAUAACAAAAGAUGGUCAUGCCAAAGAUGCCUGCGUUAUCAAUUUAGAGUUUCAUGAGCAUAAUACCUUUUAUAUAUUCAACCACGUGGACAUCAAAAUAAUCUAUCAUCAUGUAGAAAAUGAAGCAUCCAGAGCACGACUAGUAGCUGCUAAACUUGAACCAAAAAGUUUUAAGCACACAAAUGUUGACAAUCCAGACUGUUCAGGACCACCUAUGGGUUUAAGUAAUGAAGUUUCUACUGGAGAGGUCAAAAUUGCCUAUACAUAUUCAGUUUCUUUUGAGGAAAAUAAGGAUAUCAGAUGGGCAUCCAGAUGGGAUUACAUUUUAGAAUCCAUGCCACACACACAUAUACAAUGGUUUAGUAUUAUGAAUUCUCUGGUGAUUGUCCUUUUCCUCUCUGGAAUGGUAGCUAUGAUUAUGCUAAGAACUCUGCAUAAAGACAUUGCAAGAUAUAAUCAGAUGGACUCUACUGAAGAUGCUCAGGAGGAAUUUGGCUGGAAACUGGUUCAUGGUGACAUAUUUAGGCCGCCAAGGAAAGGAAUGCUGCUUUCUGUAUUUUUAGGCUCUGGGACGCAGAUUUUAAUCAUGACUUUUGUUACUCUGUUCUUUGCUUGCCUGGGAUUUCUGUCACCUGCAAAUCGGGGGGCGCUAAUGACGUGCGCCGUGGUCUUGUGGGUGCUGCUUGGAACUCCAGCAGGUUAUGUUGCUGCCAGGUUCUACAAAUCAUUUGGGGGUGAGAAAUGGAAGACAAAUGUUCUCCUGACAGCUUUCCUUUGUCCUGGCAUUGUGUUUGCAGAUUUCUUUAUCAUGAACCUGAUUCUUUGGGGAGAAGGUUCUUCAGCAGCCAUUCCGUUUGGCACCUUGGUUGCUGUUUUGGCACUCUGGUUUUGCAUAUCUGUACCAUUGACAUUCAUUGGGGCCUACUUUGGUUUUAAGAAGAAUGCAAUAGAACAUCCAGUUCGUACUAAUCAAAUUCCCCGUCAGAUUCCUGAACAGUCAUUUUACACAAAACCAUUGCCUGGCAUCAUCAUGGGAGGCAUUCUACCUUUUGGAUGCAUCUUUAUACAACUUUUCUUUAUUCUUAAUAGCAUAUGGUCUCAUCAGAUGUAUUACAUGUUUGGCUUCCUGUUUCUGGUGUUCAUUAUUCUCGUUAUCACAUGUUCUGAAGCUACUAUUCUACUUUGCUAUUUCCACUUAUGUGCGGAGGACUACCAUUGGCAGUGGCGCUCAUUCCUCACUAGUGGCUUUACUGCUGUUUAUUUUCUAAUAUAUGCAGUACACUAUUUUUUUUCCAAACUUCAAAUUACGGGUACAGCAAGCACCAUUUUAUACUUCGGCUACACCAUGAUAAUGGUAUUGAUCUUCUUCCUUUUUACAGGAACAAUUGGAUUCUUCGCAUGCUUUUGGUUUGUGACCAAAAUAUACAGUGUGGUAAAAGUUGACUGAAGAAAAUAUCAAUCUAAUUCAAAGACAUACUCUUGGAGAAGAAUUUAAGCUUUAUCUGAAAUGUUGGCUUCUAUGUUUUGCAAAUGAUAUUGAAUAUACACUUUUCCUCUACUUAAGCAUUUGUAUUGUGACUUUGCAAUCUGUUUUCACCUGGGUGUUCUUAAUGAAGAUUGAAGUUAAAUAUUGUAUGCAUUUAUAAAUAUUACUACACUAGAACUUUUAAAUUCUAGAGACAGGCUAGAAGUGAUGGUUGGAGAAUUUAAUGAUACUUAAACUAUGGUUGUAAAUAUAGUUUUCUAGGCUUGUAGGGUAGGGUUUAUUUUUCUGAAAAGGAAAUAACUACUUUAUAUCAUGAUUUUGAAGGAUGCUUCAGUGUGUCAUUUUUAAUUUGGUUUUUAUAUAUAUAUAUAUAUACUGGAGUAAUGGCCAUAAAUCCUUCUCCUUUUUUCUGUGAUUUCAUUAGAUUCCAGUGUUGUUGGCCUUUUAAACAAUGUGCCUCUUUCAUCUUGGGAUCUGUACAUUCAUAAUUGUAAUAAAUACUGUAUACAUUUUCAGUCGAUAAUUACACAUUAUAAAUAAGUCAGAAUCCUGUAAAUACAAAUAUAUUGAUGAGAUGUUUUAAAAAUAUGUAGAUUAUUUUAUUGUGUGUGAAAUUCUUGGUUGAUUUUAACUUCUGUUAAUCUGUUUCAUAUUACAUAAAAAUAGUAAUCCUGUCCUGCAUUAGAAUGAAACUUCAUAACUGGACUGCAGUGUCAGUUCUAUUCUACCAGUGCAACUAGAGAUUAAGAAAUUGGAUAAUAUGUUGAGAAGAUCUGCAUACAUAGAAGUAAAAUGUACUACCAAGUAUGUUUACAACAGAUUUUAAUGAUGCAUAUUAUGCAGAAUUGAUUAUUGUUUUGUCAUUUGACAUACACAAGAGCAGAGUUACUGUUUACCUCACAUUAACAGACAUAGUUCAAGUUCCUGUUUGUAGAACAGAAAUUAAUCCAUGUGCAUCUUCGAAAACUGCAAUGGAAAUACACUGAUCAUCUUGAGUUGUUUAGUUUUGUCAUGUUCGCCUGUUGUAAUGUCUGCAUGUUUCCUAAGAGAGCACACAUGCUACCAUGUUAUUGCACGUUUUUGGUUCAUAAAUUAGUUUGAGAGAGAAAAGUUUUUUCUAAUAUGCUCUUUCUAAAGAUCAUAAACUAAUGAUGCUUGAAUAUUAAAAUUCAAUAAAAGUAUCUUUUGUUAA
Molecule: messenger RNA, 3335 nt
Organism: Hemicordylus capensis (graceful crag lizard)
Lineage: Eukaryota; Metazoa; Chordata; Lepidosauria; Squamata; Cordylidae
Gene: TM9SF2
Product: transmembrane 9 superfamily member 2
Exons: 17
Coding region: 149-2104 (651 amino acids)
Biological process (GO): protein localization to membrane
Cellular component (GO): membrane
Source: RefSeq, a predicted model, not a curated record